AUGCCGGAAGAAGCGAGUGGUGCGUCUCACCAAGAAGUGAGGGAAGAUGGCAGCGAGUGGACGAGCUCGAGACGAGUCGGAAGACGAGCACGAACUGCCAGUCGAGGAGAGAGCAAAGUGUCGACUAUUAGUGACCUCCGCGUUGACACGCGGACCACAGUCGAGAUGGAGCGAGUUGUAGAGGAAAGCUCUUCUCAAGACAAUGUAGAGGAACAACAGGACGCAGGACGUGGUCGCAGCAGCCCACGUAGUGAGCACUCGGACCAGCUGGAGGAGCCUGUGAUCCCAGUGACCGUUCUACCUGCUAUGCAAGCGGAGACCAAACCUCCAGGUCGCAGGAGCCCUGGAUUUGUACCAGCAGAGCAUGUAGCAGGGAGGGACGAAGGAGAAGAGACGGAAGAAGAUAUUGCACUGUUAGAAUACUUAUCUGGUACGGAGAGCGAUUACUAUGAACUGGAUCGAGCGAGUCGCAAAGGCGAGGACGCUGAAGUUAUGUCAUUAUCGCCUAGAUCAAACGACGAGAGUCUGGGUACUGCGGAGGAGCACAGCGCCACAAUCCGCUAUAUGACUGUGACUCGUCGAAAGAUGGUACAUGCCCAAGAAGCUCCACGACAGGCGUCGAAUCAUGUAGUAGAGUCUCCACCUGGUUCAAGAGAUACCGAACGGGAGGCAGAACAUACAGAGGCAAAACCAGCAGACACCACUAUUCCAUGCAGGAUGAGACCGACCCAGGAGAGCGACAGUGACUGGAUUCCGUGCGAGACUGAAGACGGACUCACUUACUACUACAACCAGCACACACAAGAAUCCCAGUGGACUAUUCCAACUGCCUCUGGUGCUCGGACUUACACAAGCGAGGAGCUGUUUGCUGAGGUAUCAGAUGAAGAGAUAGAUUCGAGACAGCUUAGUAUCAUGCUGCACUCCGGUAUGGAUCUCCAAGCUGUGAAUUCUGACGGCCUCACACCACUGCACGUCGCUUGUAACGUGGGAAACGAGCAAGCAGCAGCACUGUUGGUUUAUUACGGAGCCAAGUUGGACUCUCGGGCUAUUCGCGAUGAUGCUACUCCGCUCAUUUUGGCUUGUCGAGCCGAGAGUGAAGGAAUCGCCAAGCUGCUGGUAGAGUCCAAUGCAUCACUCUCUGCGUGCGACAGCAGUGGAAACACAGCGCUUCAUGUAGCUGUUUACUCUGGGAAUGAAGGGCUGGUUAUGUUUGUUCUACGUGGCUGUGAUUACACUUUGCUUAGCCAGAAGAACAAUGAAGGCGAGACCGCUCUACAUAUUGCAGCAAAGCUCGGUUACUUUGGAAUUGUUCGGAGCUUGCUGGCCUACGGUGCAAGUGUAAAGGACGAAGACUCUCAAGGUCGGACGCCGCUGAUACUAAGCAUCUUAGAGAACCACGUUGAGUGCGUCCAACUGCUGCAAAGCGUCGAAAGCAACGCGAGUCCAGCGAAGUCAAGCGCAACGUCUCAAUACAGCUCUAGCUCUACAUAUGCAACGGAGCGAAGACCAAGUGGGACAGAGCGCGAUGCAUUAACUGUCCUCCAGUCAUAUCUCUUCCAGAUUCUCCCUAACCACUCGGCAUCUGAAUCACAAACGGUUUUCCAACUCGUUGAAGAAGUGCGAGGACAAAUUGGAGCACUCAAUGCAAGUUUACAGGCAUCCAAUGGACGAGAAGCGCAUUACCGGGCACAACUAGAGGAAAUGUCAUCAAAUUUGACAGUGAGUGCUGAAGACCUGAACAAGGAGAAAACUCGUUAUGCGGAUACUCAGAAUCAAUUGGCGGUGCGUGAAUUGGAGCUGGAAGCGAGUCGCGUGUCCCAUCGUGCUCUUUCAUCGCGAUGCGAGCUUUUGGAAUCUAUUGCUCGCAAUGCACAAGAAAAACUGGGAAGAGAGCGCUUAGAGCACGCACGGUACGAAGAAAGUAUGCAAGAAAAACUACAUCACAGCUUACAAGAAAACGCCAACGUUAUCGAGUCGUGCAGGCAGCUCCAAGCAAGUUGGAGUGAACGACAGCAACAGUACGAUCCACGACUGGGUCGUCGCGAUAGCCAGGGAUUUUAUGAGAUUUCGGAGGGUCUGACACAAUUAUCCAGUGUACACGAAUCUAUCGGAGAAAACUAUCAACUUCUAGAAACUGAGGGGUCUGCCAGCGUAGCGUCCGGCAAUCAACCAAGAGAACGAUCGUCGAGUGACUAUCAUUAUCAACAACAACAGGACUCUCGCUACUCGUUUGAACAGUAUCCGUAUGAUAAUACUCCAGAACUGAUCGACACACCUCCACCACUAGUCGACGGUGAUGAAUCUCGAGAACCCACGGACACUGUAACGCCACCUAUUUCUCCGGCAAGAGUUGGUGCUGUCUGGAAUCGCUUCUUUGAGAACGUAGGGCAAACAAGUGAACCACGCGGUCCUGAACAACCGGCAAUCCAAUAUCCGUCGAGUUCGCUCGUUUUUGAUGCUGUCCGGAAGAAUGAUUUGCGAAAACUUCAAGAAGUUCUGCUUCGAGGGGUAUCUCCGAACCAACGAGACGUUGCUGAGAAGGGCACGCCUCUCCACUUGGCAUGUGAGCUGGGUGAUCUUGACUCGGUCAUGCUAUUGAGUGAGUUCACUGCGGACUUAGAAGCUCGAGAUGAGGCGGGGAAUACGCCACUACUUGCUGCGUGCUUCCAAGGCAACUUCGAGUGUGUCAAGUUCCUUUUGCAAAGUGCUGUCAGUCUCCAGGCAGCAAACGAGAACGGCGACUCUGCACUUCAUCUGGCUGCGUGGGAUGGCAGCAUCUCGUGUGUUAAGAUACUACUCGACUAUGGAGUUGAUCCAAUGGCGACGAACCGAUUUGGUCUCACUGCCCUUGGAAAUAUGAAGACUCGAUCUCCAAUGAGACACAAGUUCGACGACAUGCCGGAAGAUCAUCCCAUGCGCAGAACUCUCGUGAUUCUAGAGGAUGCUGAACGGCAAAGACUACAGCAGGUGAUUGAAGACAAAUCCACGAGCACUGAAGAUGCCAACGAGCACCAUACACAGUCGCCCAAAGAAGAAGUCAGUGCAAAACCAUCAAGAAAGGCUUCAUGGACGCAAUGGUUUCUUGGUUUCCGAGGCGCUCACCACGACGGCCCGAUUGCUAAGUCUGAAAAGCAGCAGAAGAGUGCGGAACCAAGUGAUACCAACACAUCUACAACGUUUACCGAGCAUGAAGCUGAUGGCGACGAUGGCGACGAUUUAACUAUGCACGAAAAAUCCAGUUUGAUGCUGAGCGAGACGCGACACAAGCCAUUGACUCCGCCGCCUGAAAUCGAGGAAGCUCUUCGACAAGCGAAGGCUGGACAGCUCGGUAGUGUUUACGAGCCACAGAGUUCUGCUGCACCAACGUAUCCGAUCACACGACAGGAUUUGUCCAAGCACUUAAACCUGUCGCCAAGUGUACGAAACCCCUCAAAGCCUCAUCCCCCAGCAGUCCCAACUAGUGUUCGAGCUCGAUACGUUGAUACAUUCAACACGCCGUAGCAUUAGAAAAGCAAAUGCUUAGUACACUCGAGCAACAUUGAAGUUGUUGACCGCUUGGGGC
This is a messenger RNA of Phytophthora nicotianae INRA-310, 3562 nucleotides long. RefSeq lists its product as hypothetical. The record is from RefSeq and is a predicted model, not a curated record. The transcript is spliced from 6 exons. The coding region runs from base 1 to 3501 and encodes 1166 amino acids. NCBI's taxonomy places the organism in Eukaryota, Oomycota, Peronosporomycetes, Peronosporales, Peronosporaceae. Gene Ontology annotation, molecular function: protein binding.